AUGCAGAAUUCAAGCCAGAAGGCAAAGACUUCGGCUUUGUCAAGGAUCAAUUUAGAUGAGAGUGAAGAUGAAGGCUGGGCCAUUAUUUCUUCGUCGUCAAUGUCGGAUGGCGAACGAUCAACCACCAGCUCCACGGAUCAGCAUCUGUUGGUGGUAAAGGAGCAAGAUUAUUCGUUGCUUGGUGGCUCGGCUUUCAGAAUACCCAAACUUGUCACUGGACGCACCAAUGGUGAUCAUGGCAAUGACAAUGACAAUGACAAUGACGAGAAUCACGAUGAAAUUGUUGAAAUGCGCCACGCUCGCAAUAGAGACGGUUCGUCCGCGUCCGCGCCCGCAUUGGCUCCUCCGUCUUCGCAGCCUACGCCUUCGUCCUCGUCUUUGGCUUCUCCCUCCUCCUCCUCCUCCCCCUCUUCCUCGUCCUCGUCCGCGUCGUCGCCACUGGAUUCAAACUUUGGCUCCGGCUUGAGCAGGGAAGCUUCCAGCAAGUCCACUGAUGUCGGUACCAAAAUCAAGUUUUUUGAAAACAUCAACCAUUUCAACGACUCGAUCAAACAAAAAUCCAAUGAUUUUUACGAAUCGUACGCCAAAGCCAAGAUUGAGCAGUUGAGCAACUACAUCAAUGACCAGAGUGUCUUGAGUCAAGAAGGCGCGAAAAAGACGGAGCUUGGAGAAGAGGAAGCCAUGGCUGAAGCUACCGAUUUGGACAACACCCUCGAGCUUCAAGUUCCUGAAAGCUCCAAGCCAUGCGACAACACGAAGGACAGAAACAAUUUGAAACCGCAAAUUUUGGAAACUAAAGAAACUAGUGCGGCAAGUUUGAGCUUGGGUGAGAAAUUGUUGCAACACGUUUAUGCCAAUCACAUCUACUAUGUGGCAAUAUUUGCCCUCGUUAGUGCAAUCCCAAGCUUGUACGCCACGUAUCUUUUCUAUAUACACGCAACACCAAAGCCACUUUCAACAUGUGACAAGUUGUCGAGUUACUGGAGUGACCUAGUAUAUGAGAAACAAAUCGUAACGCCCCAAACGAGCUUGUUUUCCAUUUUUGGACAAAAGACCAUCAAGAUCAAUAGGAUUUCAAAAUUUGGCAAGCAAUUGCAAAACGCCUGGAUUUCGCAAGUUUAUGAAGGGACAGCGGCGCAAUGCUGGGCGAGUGCCAAAGACGAGGCAAAGAAAUUCACUUUUACCACAAGUUCUCAGUUCAAGUCCAACUUCAAGUCCCUAGUUGAUAAUCUUAAGGAAUUAAGCCGCAGCAGCAGCAGCAGCAGCAGUAGCAGCAGCAGGUUUUACUCAGUUGAUACCGCAAGACAUUUUGCUAAAUUUUGGAAUGAGGCUGUACUGGAAAAGCUAGCUGUCGCUGGCAAAUUCUCGCGCGAUAAGCUAUCGGCAACCAGUGUAGUUACUGGCCAUCUUGUCAAGAAUUGGAUGAACAACGCCGGAUCACAAGCCCAACUGUUUUGGACAAAAACCGGCCCCUUAGUUGCUACUCAGCAAAAAACCUUUUUUGAAUGGGGCAAAAACGCCAUAAGUGAAAGCGUUAAGAUCAAGGAUGUCGUGGCGCGCAAUACCCGUGGCUUGCAAGAUUCAGUGCUGGCCUUGUGGCAGGGGGCGAUCCCUAAAGUCAAAGGAGAGUUGCAAAGCCAGUCUAUCUUUGUUUACAAGAAGUCUGUUGAAGCUAGACGUUUUUUUUGGCAGUGA
Molecule: messenger RNA, 1695 nt
Organism: Lodderomyces beijingensis
Lineage: Eukaryota; Fungi; Ascomycota; Pichiomycetes; Serinales; Debaryomycetaceae
Source: the annotation of a GenBank genome assembly